Molecule: messenger RNA, 1143 nt
Organism: Lolium perenne
Lineage: Eukaryota; Viridiplantae; Streptophyta; Magnoliopsida; Poales; Poaceae
Product: E3 ubiquitin-protein ligase SGR9, amyloplastic-like
Biological process (GO): ubiquitin-dependent protein catabolic process
Molecular function (GO): ubiquitin protein ligase activity
Source: RefSeq, a predicted model, not a curated record
UCCCACCAUCUCACUCCACUCCCUCCAAAGGUUCCCGCGAUCCCGAGAUGGAGGCCAGCCAUGUCCACUCGCCCACGCUCUCGUCGUCCGAGACCAUAAUGGCGGCCCUCCUCUCAUCCACUCCGGCCGUGCAGUUCCCUUCGCUGGCGCGGGCGAUCGCCGCCGACGCGCGCCGGCAGCGCGGCCGCCUCGCGUUCCUCCUCCUCUCCCCGCCGCAUUUCGCCCGCGCGCUCGCGCGGCUCCGCUCUAUGCCUCUCCCAGCCAAGGCGGCGCUGCUCGGCCGCGUGCUCCUCCGCUCCCUCCUCCUGCUCCUCCCCGCGCUCUCCCCCGACGGCUCGCACCACCUCCUCAACCUCCCCACGCCCGACCUCGACGCCGCCCUGCUGCUCGUCGCCAUGUGCGACUCCUACUCCCCGGCCGCCUCCUCCACCUCGCCCGUGGACUGGCACGCGCUGCUCGUGGACGACGUGGUGCGCAACGCGCUCUCCAUCUCGGGCCUCGGCGCCACGCCCUGGGCCGCCGUCGCGCCCUACCUCGACACGGCCGCCAAGUGCCGCCGGUUCGCGGACGCCGUGUCGGAGGACCGCGACGUGGCUGGCGGCGGUAGCAAGGAUGUCGGGGGACGCGGAGGCGCGUCGCACGCGGCCGUGCUUGCGCUGCCCACCGCGGGCGGGGACGGGACGCCGUGCGCGAUCUGCAGGGAGGAGAUGGCGCCCGGGCGCGACGUCUGCGUGCUGCGGCCGUGCGGGCACCGUUUCCACUGGCCGUGCGCGCUGCGGUGGCUGGCGCGCCGCAACACCUGCCCGUGCUGCCGCGCCGAGCUGCCGGCGGAGGACGCGCUCGCCGAGACACGGCGCCUGUGGCGCGCCGUCGAGAGGAUGGCGGGAGACAGCGGCGGCUGUGCGUGACAGCGUCGGUUGGAUCAGGGCAUGGUGCACGGGACGUGCGUUUGGACGUGCUUGUGUGUCUCGGCCUCACUCAACUCGCAAGUACACUGGUGUCAGAUUCGUGGAUUGUGAUGGCUUCGAGGGCCUGCAUGUACUCCGAAUAAUGUUGUAGGAUUGCUGUUAGUAGUACAUAAUUAAACAAACACUGAAAUGGGAAUGUAUAUUCGUAAAAUUAAUAGAUCUUGCUCAUGAUGCA